Messenger RNA from Dentiscutata heterogama, 282 nucleotides. The record is from the annotation of a GenBank genome assembly. Lineage: Eukaryota; Fungi; Glomeromycota; Glomeromycetes; Diversisporales; Gigasporaceae.
AUGAGAGCCCGAGGAAGUAACAAAAAACCUGAAGCAGUAACUAGAGAAUUUGAAUCUGCAGCAGUGAUAGAAAAUCUAAUACAACAGAUUGAAACACUUGAAGCAAGAUUAAAAAACCUGAGUAGUAAUAGAGAACUCAAAGUAAGAAAUCAAGAAACUCCUGGCCUAAUUCAGAAAUCAAGAACUCAAAAAUCAAGAUACCCAAAGCAACAAGGAUUUGAUGAAAAGAUCAGCUUGAAAUGGAAACUAAGAACCAGAAAGAGUCUAAGAUAUAAAAAUUAA